Molecule: messenger RNA, 911 nt
Organism: Lynx canadensis (Canada lynx)
Lineage: Eukaryota; Metazoa; Chordata; Mammalia; Carnivora; Felidae
Gene: CATSPERZ
Product: catsper channel auxiliary subunit zeta
Exons: 5
Coding region: 1-786 (261 amino acids)
Biological process (GO): sperm capacitation; flagellated sperm motility
Cellular component (GO): sperm principal piece; CatSper complex
Source: RefSeq, a predicted model, not a curated record
AUGGAGGAAAAGCCUUUCAGACCUUGGCCCCGGGGCAACUCCCAAAGAGCCCAAAGCGGAGCCUUGAGCCGACUCCACGGAGUCGUGGCCCUGGUAGGGCUCAGGAUCCCCGCCCCCCGGCCUGCUCUUCCUCUCCUUCCCCACUCCCCGCUGCCCUUGGCUUCCCUCGUUGUAUGUGGCCCACAGGCGUCUUUGGGCAGCGGUGGCUCAGACACGUCCAGACCAGACAACGACAUCCGGAAUCUGUGGACCAGGGCCACGCUGUCGCAGUCGAAGCUGAAUGUGCCUCUGCCCAAUGUCUGCGAGGACUCCGACCUGGAGGACAGCAGCCCACACAGCAAGACUCGCCGGUGGUGCAACGAGAAGGCCCGCCGUGACUCGGACGGUGGUUGGGAUCACGGAGAGUACAAGGACGGUUUCAAGCAGGAGGAGCUGGAGGACCACUCCUUGUUGGAGCUGCAGCUCCGUCAGGAAAGCUCCCUGGGAAGCCAUUUAGAGGAGGGGGACGUCGAUUCCAAGACCGAGAUUGAAAUGUCUUCCUCAGAGUCAUCGCUCAAUAUCUUGAAGCACACACCCCAUCGAGCCUACUGGGCAGAGCAGCAGAACAGGCUGCCACUGCCUCUGAUGGAACUCAUGGAGAAUGAAGCUCUGGAAAUCCUCACCAAAGCCCUCCGGAGCUACCGGUCAGCCAUAGGCCGGGACCACUUCCUGACCAAGCAGCUGCAGCGAUCUAUCGAAGGGCUCAAGAGGCGCCGGAGCAAGAGGCUGAACCUCUUGGCGUACUGAGAGCACCGCCUCGGGCUCGAGGGACAACCGGACUCCAGCCCCGGGCCCUUGUCCUGUCCCCAGACCCAAACCUGACCCCGUCCACGUGGAAUUUGAGUCCUAGAGAAAUAAAAGGCUCUUGUGCA